UUGAAUGCGUUGAUUCGAAUGCCAGAUACCUGAACUGUAGGAGACCGUGGUUCCGACGUCGUGAAAGUGCGUUGACCCCCUCACGUUGACUCUGAAGAGUGAGUUGCCGUGACACCAACCCUCGUGCCAUCAUGCACCAUGGAAGCGAUGAGCAAUAUUUACAUCGCAACUAUUCCUCGACGCUGACUAUUGUCGAAUCAUCCAGGUUGAAUCCUUGCGCCACUGAAACCCUUACUUCUAUUCCGAGCUUCAUUCACGCCCUUCGACCUUGGUAGCCAUCAACGCUCCUGAACCACAUUCCUGCCCGUCCUCAAAACCGGCCCCACCUUUUCUCACACCACUCAGCCGUCAUAUAUUCGAUCCUUCCGGACGCCCCCUCCUCAAGAUGAUGUCCACACCUUACGAAUUGCGCGCAGCGGAUGGCAAGAGCAAGAAGCAAAGCAUGGCCGAGCUCAAACUGCGACGAUUGACAGAGUUGAACUCCCGACUGAAGGAGGACUUGGAGCGGAGACGGAUACCCGUGUCGGAAGCGGCGCAAGACUUGAUCAACUUCACGGAGAAAGAACCGAAGGACUUCAUGGUACCCAGCCGAUGGGGAACGGUCAGCAAAGGCGAAGACCCAUACGCACCGCAACAGACCAACGGUUGCUGUAGCGUCAUGUAAAACACGGA
Eremomyces bilateralis CBS 781.70 is the source of this 672-nucleotide messenger RNA. RefSeq lists its product as uncharacterized. The transcript is spliced from 3 exons. NCBI's taxonomy places the organism in Eukaryota, Fungi, Ascomycota, Dothideomycetes, Eremomycetales, Eremomycetaceae. Gene Ontology annotation, biological process: G protein-coupled receptor signaling pathway. The record is from RefSeq and is a predicted model, not a curated record. The coding region runs from base 386 to 664 and encodes 92 amino acids. Gene Ontology annotation, molecular function: G-protein beta-subunit binding. Gene Ontology annotation, cellular component: heterotrimeric G-protein complex.